GCUAUCCAUAUUCUGAGGUUAGCCAGUCAGUCCGGCUCUGUCAGUCAGAGAUGUAGAGCUGUUUGGAGAUGAACAAGGUCUUUUUACCUUGGAGUCAUUUGCAGACUUGAGAGACCAUUUUUUGAAUGAGGGGUGGGUUUUUCACUACAGAAGAGCUCGGAACCAUCAGACAACGUUACAUCGGUGGCCGCAGGACCCCAGCCAUAAGCCCCCAGGAGGAGCGGGCAGGACUGGCCACCGUGAAUCUUUGGAGCUCAUGGUGUAGCGAUGGACAGUUGGACUCUCCAGGGGGACAGCUACUCCUUCAUGCGCAGUGCGCCCCGCACAUUUUCCCUGUGCCAUCGAGAGGGUACCCCGAACCACGUUGAAAUCUUUGAUAUUAUCAACAUCCCCACUCAGCGGAGUGUCAUCUCUGAGACCACCUGCCUGUGCGACAUUUUCGGAGACGACGGUGAGUCAGCGUCCCUGUCAAGCAGUCCCGCUGCAGGGCCCGCUGUACCUUCCCAGACAGAGUUGGAAGGAAGAGCUGCCACCACACCACAAGUGGAUGAUUUGAACGAUUCUUCUGGCAGCUAUCACACCGCACCUGGAUCAAGCGAGGGAGAGGAGGGGUCCGAUGACUCAAGAGAACGGUGCUACAGCCCUGCUGGGCAAAAAGAGUGUUCAGAUGGGAGGGAAACAGAUGAAAAAGAAUUCAAUUUAAAACAUCCAGAAGUUGCUAAAGAUAGCGUUGCAAAUUUCGAACCAAAAACCGCAACCCCAGUACUUCUGCACAAUACGAGUACCCCAUCAUCACUCACCCCAUCGUAUCAAGGCCUCAACAGUGGUGAGACAACACCUUCUCCUGGAUAUAAUAGCCCCAGUUCCUUCAAUCCAGAAGGGAGGCUGUCAUCACUGUCUUCCUCCUCUGCUGAAAAAAGACUUUCACCUCUAUCACCUGACAUUGAGGAAUCGUACAGAGAAACUGAAUCAAGUACAAUAACCCCUUCAUUCAAGGACAGACAGAGUAAUCCUUCAAAUCAAUCUUUAAGUCCAUCGCUUCCACACAAUGUAAUUGAACCAGAAGCCAGCCAGUUAAAUCAAAACAGCAGUUCACUGCCUGAGACUUCCACUGACCUUUCUCAGGAAUAUACAGAUAUUAAAUCAAGAAUCAAUUUUUCAUCUUCUACUCUCCAUGGUGUCGAUUCGGAAUCUCCCUCGGACAGGCAGGUAGUCUCCCCUCAGCUCAGAAACAGUUCUCCUUCCCCCACCACUCAAACAUUACCUCCUUUCUCUGAAUCAAGAGGAAGGGUAUCUGUACCUGAUCUCUUUAGCAGAGAAUCCACACCUGAUAUAAAAGAUUCUGCCAACACCACUGAACUUAUUUCAGAUCUUUCCAUUGCUGGAAGAGACAUCACGGCCACGCCUCAGAGCCAGGACACAGGAUUAUCAACUGGACCAGGCAGCUCUGUUUCCACACCAGGCCCGAGGUUUACGCCCCCUUCUCCUGUCAUUUCAGUCGCCACGUCUCCUGAGCUUGUAGAAGAUAGAGUUCCAGCUGGAAUAAGGGAAGCAAGGAUCCCCCCUCACUUGCCUCCCCCUGCCUUUCUAACCAACACUGGGUCAAGAAGUCCAUCGCCUGCUCUUUCGCCUACAGUACAAAACCGUUUAACGCUUUCUGAAAUCAGGAGUCAGGUGUCUUCACCUGUGGUUAGUAAUAGUUUUUCUCCAUUACCUGAAGUGCAGCAGAACAGUUCGCCUUUACAACAAAUAUAUACUUCCCCAUCACCUGAGAUAAGGAUUAUAUCCUCCUCUCCUGAGCUCAGUAACGAGCAUAGCUCUCAAAUAAAUCCAUCACCCGAACUUUAUCAGAGAGCCUCGCCUUCAGAGGAACGGUACAAUUCUCCGUCCCCUGAAGUAAGGAUUUUCUCCUCCUCUCCAGAGCUCAGAAGGAAAGAACAACACUCUCAAGUAACUCCAUCACCUGGACUGCACCAGAACAGCUCAUCUUUAGAAAAAAAAUAUACUUCUCACACACCUGAGAUAGGUGCUGUUGCACCCCCUUCUGAUCUAAUCAGGAAAGAGUGGCCCUGUCAAGACAAAGAGGUUUCAGAGUCUUCUCUCACAGAGCAACAAGUUGGCUCUGUGUCACCAAGAAGCUUCUCUUUCUCCCCUCAAAUCGCAGGGGUGUCCUAUUCUGUUGUGCAGGCUGAGGGUAGGACAGGUUCCCCAUUUCCAGAACUUUCUCAUACCUCCUCCCCAGAGCCAACUCAUUUUCUUGUGUCCUCUGAGACUGGUAAAGACAGUGUUGACACCAGUAUAGCACAGUCCACUGGUAGUCAAAGAAACUCUCCACAUUUAUCAGACAUCCAAAGUUCUGCCUCACCGUCUCAGCUCAAGAACCAAACACCUUCUCCUCAGCCAAACUAUUGCACACCAUCACCUGAACCAAGAUCUCUAACCUGUUCACCAGACGACUGCCUAAGUCCUUCAUCUCAGCACCAGCAUUCAUCACCUGUAACUCCAUUUACAGAGAAAAUAUUCCAGGAAUCAGUAACAACACAGUCUACAGAAUUCAACCACCUGUAUGCAACACCUGUUCCUCUCACAGCUGAGCUUCAGACGGAGACCAUUACUGCCGGUACCACAGUAAUACCAUCACCUACACAUCUGGCAAAGAAAGUUGUGUCACCUUCAUUUAAAUUAGAGAAGAGAUUGGAAACUGGUGCUACUGAAAUAAAGAGCAACUCUUCAGUGGUGGAAGUUUGCACUCCGAUAUCUGUCUUAUCAGAUAAAAAGUCACGCAAUUCACAGAUACAACUUAUCACAGAAAAAAGAGAGGCAAAAAAGAGAGAGCACUGUCAAGAAAUAUCAGGUGUAGCCACCUCCACUCAGAAAAAACACAACCCUCAAACCCCUUUUUCUCAAGAAGAAAUCGAGUCUCCUUCCCGCGAUAUUACAAGCCACAGAGUUCAUAGAGCAGCAUCCAAGGAGUUUGGGCAAAGACAGGAAAAGCUCCAUCCUCUGGUCCCCUCCAACAGUAAUAUUUAUCUGCCAGAUUCGACUUGCACGCCUCAGAACUCAAGAAGACAGCUGUUACCCAAAAUUAUACAAGACAACAGGGAGAAGCUGGCGGGGGACAUGUCCCGUUAUAAAAACAGGCGGCGUACUCCUUCUCCACCUCUUACCAGAUUUACACCUGUUCACAUUAUAGCCCCUCAGAAACCACACAGAAAAUGGCAAAACAGAAGCAAUAGCCCCUCUGAAGCUAUAGCAUCCUCACUGUGUGGUCAUUUAAAGGAAGCAGCGACAAAUAGGGAAAACCCCAAUGUUGACCCUGUUGACAAUAAUAGCCAGGCCCAUUGGGUCAGAAUUGGAAAGCAAUUGGAGAUGGACAGAGAAAUGCCAUUGGAGGAGGAGAGGGAUGUAGGUAUGGAGAGGCAAAUGGGUAGGGAGAUAGACAGAGAGCGAAAGAGGGAGGAGCAGGCUCCUGAAAGAGAAGAGGGGUUGCAGGGGGUUGCCAGUUACAGAGGGGAACAGGUUGAGCUGUCAUUCAAUGCCAGGAAUAGAAAAGGACCUGUGAUUCGCAGUGCAGCUCCCACAACCAGAGAGACGCGCCAGGGACUGCCAACAGCACAUUCUUAUUCAGAGAGUCUCCCUGCGACAAGACCGCUACAGCAACAACACAGUCUGCUUAAACUUGCAUCUCAGCCAGACCCCAGCGGUUGCAGCGCCAGCAGAAGACUUAAACCUCCCACAUCUCAGGACAGGAGAAGUGUGCCUCGACGCGUGUCCACGAGCAGGCCAUGUCAGAGCUCCAGCUCCAGUAUGGGAAGUGAACUUGAUGAAGCAGACCAUGAGGUGAAGUGGCUUACAGAUGUGGCUUUUUGCAGCCUGUCAAGUCCUGAAGUAGACUACUUGGAAAUGUACAACUCCAGCCACUGUUCAUCUACAAACAUUUCUCAACCAUCUACCCAGGACAGUCCAGCUGGGGUCAAUGCUGCCUGGCUGUCCUAUGCUGACUUCAGAGGUUCUGCAUCAAAGCUUGACCUUGAUGAACUCUCCUCUCAUCAGCAAUAUCCUCACAGUUUAGAUUGCCUAGAUCCAUCCAGAAGAUGUGAGUUAGGAAGCUUUGAAUGCAUAGAUGUAGCUGUGGAAAGAGAGGACUGCAGGAAAGUAAGAAGAGGAGUGCCAAAAAGACAGAUCCAACUGAAGAGGCGGAAUAAUACUGAAGGGAAACAGGAUGAGAACAGUGAAAAUAGCAGUCCUGGACUACCAGUUAUGGUGGAAAGCCCCUCUCAAGAGACUCACCCUAGAGGUAUCUUUGUGAGGCAACACAGCACACCAGCAGCAAUGCAAGAAACUCCCCCUAGUGAGAGCAGCUCUGAGCUCUCACAGCAAAAAGAAAGACAGCCCCAACUCCAGAAAUCUGCUUCUAUGGAUGAAACAUACUCUAAAACCAAGAUUGCUUCAUGCCUCAUCAAGAACGUGUUGUCAAAGAAGAUGCAAGGUGUUGACACACAGCCUGAUGAGCAAGCAAGAGAAGAAGUGAGCCCACCAACAGAGAGUGCCGUAGCACCAUCUGAAGAAUCACCGAAACUUGACUCUAGUAAUCUGAGUUCCAGUCUUCAGUCAGAUCACAGCCUUUCAUCUGAGAGACUUUCACUGAGAGGAGAAACAGGCAUGAAGGAUCAAGCCACCCUGCCUAAGGACCAUGGAUUAAAAUCUAGUUAUAGACCAAGUUCAUCCAGCAGUGGCAGAAGUGUCACCUUCUCCCAGACUGACAGCGAAGAAGCUGAUUCCCAAACGCGAAGUACUAAAUCAUCAGCUUCAGAGAAAAAAUCCAACUGUGGUGUACCGUUUGAAGGUAAAAGAAGUGGUUUACAGUCCUGGCAAACACAUGAAACUGUGGUAGGCGCACCAGUGAAAGCACCUGCUUGGGACACAGCAGCUCCCUCAGAACGUCCUUCUGGCAUCACACCAGCAAGAGGAACAAGCAGAGAUCAAAAAGUUGAAAACAAAGAGCAACACAGACAACUUCAACACAGAGACAAAGAUCCCUACACCUCUAAAACACAGGAGAUCAAACUCAAAGCUGUGGAAAAGAAGAAGGCCUCAUUAAAUGUCUGUCUCACUCCAGAGGCAGACAGCAAAUCUUUUCCACCAGAUGGAUUUGCAGGAGAGAAGGAAGCAGAAGACAAAAUACAGGAUGAAGGGGUCGGGAAUGAAAACGUUAAGGCUCCCAUUCACAAAGUUAGAGAUGUAAGGCGGCUUGUGAAAAACACAUACAACUUGUCCUUCAAGGCAGUUAGUCCUGUUAACCAAUCAGGCAUCAAUGAAGAAAACUGCAAUGAAGAAACAAGAGAGGACCUGUCAGUAGAGGAGAAAAUAAAUGUAUUAAAGGAUGCCAGCAGAGAAGAGAGGAAAGAGGAAAGAGAAGAAGAGUUCUGGGUCAACAGAACACCCGAAGAGAAAAAUGAAGCAAAAGAUUCAAUGAAUCAAAUAUUACUUCAUUCAACUCAGAAUAAAAGAAAUUCUCCAUCUGGUCCUCAACCAAUGCAAAUCGAAUGCAAGGCUGUUUGCUGGAAAGAUGACAAAAAUAAAAUGCCAAACAUGAUGAAAGAUUUGGGCGAUAUAAACCAAAGCUCUUCGUUGUCUUCCCCAGAUGCAAACUCGAUAGCGAGCAGACUACAACACACAAUGGAAGAGAAGAUGACCCAAAAGCUUGGUGAACAUGAUAUUAGUACCACAACAGAAAAGAGAAAGAAUGUGACAGAAAUCCACAAAGUGCCAGACAGUGAGGACAAACCCACAUUGGCUAGAACAGACCGAAAACCUCCCAUGCUCGGGAGCCUCCCUAAACUGCCAAGUAAGGAGAGGGAGGUGUCCACUGCUGUAGUUUUAAUAAGAGAGAAAUCAAAUAAAUCCAACAUGUCUGCAUCUUUAAGUCAAGAAGAGACUUCUGGCCAAAUCAAAGUUCCUGCUUCUCUCUCACCUACCCCGCCUGUUUCUGGCAGUGCAUCUGGUGGUAGUGUUGGCCACUCUGUUUCAAUGCUUUUAAAGGAGAAAGGUUAUCAAGCUGACAUUGGUGCAGUGGUGAGCGACGGUCAGAACUUAACUAGAGGUAAAGGACCUACCUGUAAGCACGUGAACUCUUUGGAAAUCCCUCUCCAGACCAUUCCUCCUUCAGAGAAAAAUUUUCCUGAAUCUCACAGAGGGAGAACCUUCUCCUCGUCCUCCACCACCUCUGGCCCUUCAGCAAUGACUGAAAGUGCAGAUGUCCUGGAAAAGCCGGCAGAAGAGGAGGGAGUUAGCGUUAAACCUCCAAAGAAAGACACAGAAACAACAAAAAGGAACACAAUGGACCAAAUACUAACCACCACCAAACAAAAUGACACUAUAGGAGAUUUUGAAGCAGUCAAAAGGCUAGAUCCUACUUUCCCCCCCAGGUCUCCAGCAACACGGAGAUUCAAACCACAGCCAGGUGAGACCAGGUCACCAUCAAAAGAAACAGAGAAAAAAGAAAUCCUCUCGUCGUCUUUGGGAAGCCACAGACCUCAAAUGAUUGAAGUGAAAUCAAUAGCUAAAAACUCGCAAAAACCAGCAGUGCCUCCAAAACCAAACUGCAAAUUUAAACCUGGAGAUUUGGGAAAUGUGACAAAUGAAGCACAGAGAGCAUCAACAGCCUCCUCUAGUGGAAAACAACGAAAUGAGGAGAGACCGCAGACAAUUGUAGUGAGCUCACCUACAGUCUACAGGAAGAUUUCCAAUGAAUCUGCCUCUGCAUCAAAUCAUUCAAGAAAGCUUGCUGUAUCUGCUGUGUCAAACCUUAAGCCACCACCUCACAGAACAACAACAGCCAAUGUCACCAGCAUCUCUAACAUGUCAACAGCAUGUUCAGACACAGAGGCAGUUACUGACCAAGGUCAGCACCAACAAUCUGCUGCUUCGCCUCAGAGCUCCAGGCAUGCUAAGAAACCUGAAUCCCAAACUACAACAUCAGACACCAGUUUAGAUGUAGCCCAACAACUUGUUCCACAACCAAAUCAAUAUCAAAAUGGUGGAUCUACCCGAUCUGAAGUUGAUCAAUCUACUUCAAUGGACCCAGAGGGUCAACAGUGUUCCAGGGCGACAUGUGCUCAUGAGCAAACUAUGCCUGUUAGCUCCAACAAUCUGAAGCAGGUGCCUGCUGUUUCCACAACUCAAAAGUAUACACAUCAACCAUACAGAAGAACAGUCUCCAGUGAGCAUGCCCAAAGAAUAGAUGAGCAACAUUUUUAUACCUCAGAUGACCCUCCAAGCUAUGAUGAAAGAGAGAGCUUCAGUCCACUCUUGCUUCCUGACAUGACUUCAGCAAGGCCAAAUCGUUAUCAACCCUCAUGCCAUCCUCCCUGUUCCUGCACAGCUGUCUACCCCUCACACUGUGGUCCUACCUCUCCUCACCAGCAUCAUAGUCCUCAUAACCUUACCCCACCUGGUCUAUCACACUCUCCAGCUCAGGCACUACCUUACCAAGUGGCUCAGCCCCCUCUCCACGCUCAUCAUUGUCGACCUGAAACACAGCCAUUGGGUUACCAACCAAGAUCUCCAAAAUCAAGCCCUCUUGGUCCAAACCAACCACAAUCCAUGUAUCAGCCUCUCCAUCCCUCUGCUGCCUGUGGUCCCCUUCCUUCACUCAUGCAGGCCUGCUCUGCUGACCGCUCUCUGCUGCCACAGCAACACAGUGGAGCUCGACGGCCUCCUGUUCACCGAUCUCCCCAUCAGCACCCACCAAAUCUGACAGGGGCUCCUUACACUGAUUCAGGUCACAGCCACUCUCCUGUCCUGCCUCCUAUAGAUCCUCAGUACCUAUGUGGCGCUCAAAGCAUGGGUCCCUCCUAUGGUUCAGAAUACGGCGGCGACAGCUCUAGCGUGUAUUCAGAAAGUAGCUAUGCACAGUCACCCCGUAGAGUACUCUUGGAUCCUGAGACAGGGAAGUAUUUUUAUAUUGAGGUGCCUGUGCAGCCCCUUAGGAAAAUGUUGUUCGACCCAGAGACUGGUCAGUAUGUGGAAGUGCUUAUCCCACAGCAGGCAAUGUCACAUUCAGGCCUGUACCCUCCUGCUGGACCCCACUUCCAGCCUCUCCACAACCACAACAUCUAUGCCCCGGCUCCUCAGUACAUGCCCUGUGCUGCUCCUCCUCCGUUAGCCCACCCCCAGAUUCAGCCUCAACCACCCCAAUAUCCUGAGGCGUCUGCUGCACCUCCAAUGCAUCCAAGUGGGUCUGGGGUCAGCUAUAGGAAUCCAUCAGGACAGGGAUCAAAGCCAGAGCCCAAAAACCACCAACCAUUGGACCAAAGGUACCUUGAGAAUAUGUAUUAUGUCCCAAGUGUGAUAAAUGCAAGCCCAAAUACCACCCCACCUGACUAUUACCACAGGCAUCCUUCUAACUUACCCACGACUGGGGGGAAAAGGUCCUGAAAUAGAGGGCAGAGGCCGCCUUCCUGGAGCCUGUGGAGUUUAAAAUACACUAUGUAUAAAUGGGGUGGCUAAUGUUGGUCUGUGAUGUAAUUUGAGUUUUGACACCACAGCUGUAGAAAGCAAUUCUUUAGCUGUUGUUUAUUUGCUGAUGCUGCUAUACGUUUUGCUGAGCUUCUUUUACAAAACAGAUUUUUAGGUUGGUGUCUUCAGAAAUACAUGUGUGUGGGCCUUUUCUAUGACCUGUUUAUUAAAGUAUUACCUAGACUUUUAUAUGCAAGAUGAUUAAAGGGAUGCGCAGGAACGAAACAUCUGUGGGAUUAUUAAUUACGGAUGUGUUUUUAGUCUGUAAAUGUCCGCAGAAACUUGAAAAUGCAAUAUGAAAAGACCUCAUAUUUAUCUUGAUAAUGCAUUUACACAGUUUGAGUGAGUUUGUGUACACGAUGUCUGCAACCCAAUGUAGCACUCUCAAUAAAAUGUCAAAUGUCAAA
Poeciliopsis prolifica (blackstripe livebearer) is the source of this 8927-nucleotide messenger RNA. RefSeq names its product mucin-12. The record is from RefSeq and is a predicted model, not a curated record. The coding region runs from base 268 to 8439 and encodes 2723 amino acids. Gene Ontology annotation, cellular component: nucleoplasm. NCBI's taxonomy places the organism in Eukaryota, Metazoa, Chordata, Actinopteri, Cyprinodontiformes, Poeciliidae. The transcript is spliced from 2 exons.